GAUAAUAAUUGUGAUUCAAACAAAUGUGGUAUAUAAAUCUUCAAUAUUCUACUAUUUUACAAACCACAGGUAGAAGAGGAGAAGAGAUCUCGUCUUCAUUUCACAACAAAAAAUAUCUUUCUCAAAUCUCAAGGAUAGUUGAAAAUGGGUCUGUCAUUCACGAAGCUUUUUAGCCGGUUGUUUGCGAAGAAGGAGAUGCGUAUACUUAUGGUGGGUCUCGAUGCGGCUGGUAAGACCACCAUUCUCUACAAGCUCAAACUUGGAGAAAUUGUUACCACCAUUCCCACCAUUGGGUUCAAUGUGGAAACUGUUGAAUAUAAGAACAUCAGUUUUACUGUCUGGGAUGUCGGAGGCCAGGACAAGAUUCGUCCUCUGUGGAGACACUACUUCCAAAAUACGCAAGGGCUUAUUUUUGUGGUUGAUAGCAAUGACCGAGAUCGUGUUGUGGAAGCUAGGGAUGAGCUGCACAGGAUGUUAAACGAGGAUGAGUUAAGAGAUGCUGUGCUUCUAGUUUUUGCUAACAAACAAGAUCUUCCAAAUGCUAUGAAUGCCGCUGAAAUAACCGAUAAGCUCGGACUUCAUUCACUUCGUCAGCGUCACUGGUAUAUCCAGAGCACAUGUGCUACCUCUGGUGAAGGACUUUACGAAGGACUUGACUGGCUCUCAAACAACAUUGCAAACAAGGCAUAGAUAUUGUUAGUCACGGGCUGCAUAAAGUUCAGUUGAGUUUAGAUAUUAUGAUUUCAGAUGUUUCGAUGUGGUUACCCUGUUUAGAAUUUUACCUGCUCUUGCAUGUAUUGUUUCAUUUGUCUUUGAAAAAGAACAAAAUUACCUAGGUUUAAUAUACAUUUGCAAUUUUUUUCCAUGUAUAACCUAAAGUCUUUGUUUCACUCAUUGAUCUGUGUGGUCAAUUAAAUCACUGAAAGCUUUUACAUACACAAUAUAUUAUUAGCUAUAAAACAAACAAUUAGAUAUUCAGCAGAGCAAUGUGAAUAUGUUGGUUUGUUUGAUGCGAAAUCCAGCAAGGAUGAUUACAAUUUCUGCUUUUA
Messenger RNA from Vicia villosa (hairy vetch), 1049 nucleotides. Its product is annotated as ADP-ribosylation factor-like. Gene Ontology annotation, molecular function: GTPase activity; GTP binding. Gene Ontology annotation, biological process: vesicle-mediated transport; intracellular protein transport. Gene Ontology annotation, cellular component: cytoplasm. The transcript is spliced from 7 exons. The record is from RefSeq and is a predicted model, not a curated record. The coding region runs from base 145 to 690 and encodes 181 amino acids. NCBI's taxonomy places the organism in Eukaryota, Viridiplantae, Streptophyta, Magnoliopsida, Fabales, Fabaceae.